CUCACAUCUUUACUCAAUCGUCGGCUCAUUUUUUCUUUUGGAAACUUGUUUGUUUUAGCUACUGAUCAGAGCACCAUGAAUGUGAGCAGCAACGAUACAUCAUCGCUCAUGGCGUUGCUUGGCAAUGACCACAACCAUGAAAUCAUCAAUGCUAGAAGCAGCAGUGGAGUAGAAGGAAUUGUGGUGAACCGUACUCUGCCUCAAGUAAAGCAAGAAACUACCGCUCAAGUGGAACUUUACCGCUUGGAACUGGAACAAGGCGGAUAUCAGGGCACUCGGGACUUUUUUGCUAAAUUGCGAUUUGACAAUGAUGCUAGAAGUGCUUGUAUGGAUCGACUAGCGCAGGGUUAUCGCAGCGGUUCUACUUCUACAAGCAACACCAACCACCAUGAAGGUGCCAUGGCCACUCUUGCCACGCUUCAGCAAUGGGCCAAGUGCGAGCCCGACAAUAAAGACGCACAGCUGCUCUUUGGGCUCAUUCUAAUCACGAGUGCUUGGAGGUCCCUCAGUCCCACCAACUCCCGCGACCUCUCGGAACAGGAACAGUUUCGAGCCUUUUCCCGUCGGGCCAGCAAGGCCGAACAAGCUUUGCAGUCUGCCAUGGACAUUGAUCCAUCUGACCCAUUGCCCUAUGCUACCAUGCUCACAGCUACCAGAGAACUGGGCAAGCUUCGAACCACAUUCCAAAAGUUCCAGCAAAACUGCAAGGACCCACACAACCUGAACGUCCACCAAGUCAUGCUCUUGAGGCUCACUCCUCAUUGGGGAGGGUCCCUCCCAGAAAUGCUCGACUUUGCUAGAUCCGCUACAGUGGCCUCCAAGUCACCACCUCCCAAGGGUCAUCCUCUCUGGUCUCUCCUGGCCAAGGCACAUCUAUUGGCAUGGGAAGAACUAAAGACCGCUGCGGAUGCAACUUCAAGAACAUCUCCACAGCGAUUGGAGGAAGCACAAGCCUCCACGGAAUUGUCGUCGUACUGGAAAGAUCGGAGCAUUGGGAGAGAAAUUGUCAAGACAUAUCGCAAGUAUCGAGCUAGCAAGUUCAAGGGGGCCUCAUCGUCGUCAUCAGAAGAAUCCGAAAUUGCGUGCAGCAACCUCUUUGCCUUUUGUCUCUUCAAAUGCAAAGCCUACAAGGAUGCCAAUCCCGAAUUCACCAACAUUGCCAUUCGAGGAGGACCCACCGAAGAACCAUGGAACAAGGAAAGCAAACUGCAUUGGAAACAAGUCUACGAACGAGCACGGAGCAAAAUUAGUACCCGCGAGAAUGACAAGCAACAACAGGAUCCGACCCGACGGCCAUUCGACGGCAACGGCAGCUAUAAUUCAACAACAGCCACGGACUACAGCAGUAUGGGCGACAGCUUUUCCAGUUUGACGAUUGGUGGUAGCAGUAAUCACUCCCUCGGUUUCGGUGGCAGUGGCAGCAGUUUGAGUUUGAGCAAUCACAGCAGUCACCACCACAAGGACGGCAGUUUGAGUGGCAGCGGUCAUCGCGGACGACGUCGAUAGAUGCGACAUAACACCCAGACUGUUCGUUUUCAUGAUUUUACGGAUACAUAAUUUUAACAUACUUAUUAGCGCUCGAAUUCUGUUCAC
This is a messenger RNA of Seminavis robusta, 1593 nucleotides long. The record is from the annotation of a GenBank genome assembly. Lineage: Eukaryota; Bacillariophyta; Bacillariophyceae; Naviculales; Naviculaceae.